AUGAAAUAUAUUCUUAGUUUUCUCACAUUUUUCGUCCUUCUUAUUGAAUAUACAUAUUCGAUCAGUUUUAAUUUACCGAUUAGUACAAAAAAAUGUUUAAAAGAAGAAAUUCACAAAGAUACUAUGGUUACUGGUGAUUAUGAUAUAACUGAGCGUUCUGGUUUACCGACACAUCUUGAAGUAAAAGAUACUAAAGGACAUAUAUUAUAUAAUAAAGAAGAUGCUACUAAAGGAAGAUUUGCAUUUACAACAGAAGAAUUUGAUAUAUUUGAAGUAUGUUUUGAAACAAAAUCACCUCAUGGUCAACAGCAUCAUUUAUCGCCUCAACAUACUACAAAAGAAGUAACGCUUCAAUUAAAACAUGGUAUUGAAACAAAAGAUUAUGAUGCUUUAGCUAAAGCCAAUAAACUUAAACCAUUAGAAGUUGAAUUAAGUCGUUUAGAAGAUUUAUCAGCUGCAAUUGUAUCUGAUUUUGCUUAUAUGAAAGAACGUGAAGAAGAAAUGCGAGAUACAAAUGAAUCAACAAAUAAUAAAGUUCUUUAUUUUUCCAUUUUUUCAAUGUGUUGUCUUAUGAGUUUAGCCAUAUGGCAAGUACUCUAUUUACGACGAUAUUUUAAAGCUAAAAAGCUUAUUGAUUAA
Molecule: messenger RNA, 639 nt
Organism: Rotaria sordida
Lineage: Eukaryota; Metazoa; Rotifera; Eurotatoria; Philodinida; Philodinidae
Source: the annotation of a GenBank genome assembly